Messenger RNA from Chara braunii, 7730 nucleotides. The record is from the annotation of a GenBank genome assembly. NCBI's taxonomy places the organism in Eukaryota, Viridiplantae, Streptophyta, Charophyceae, Charales, Characeae.
CUUAGAUUGAGUCAGUAGGUCUGUCAGUCAGGGGUUGACGUCUACGUGGUGAGGUUUGGAACCACUAACCYGGUUGUACACUUAUCACCAUGGUUCAGACCCAUAGUGGGAAGGAGACUAGCCCCUACACCAUUGAGCAGCAAGAAAAGAUGGCUGCCUUAGUCAGAGAGAGUAAGGAGAGGAAAAAGCGUGAAAAGCAAGCCAAGCUAAAGGCCAUCGCAGACGAGCAGGCGGUGAAGAUGAAGAGAUUGGAGGAGGAGAUGAAGAAAGUACAACAAGAGGAGGAAGAAAGAAGAAAAGCUGCUGAAGCAGAAGUGGCUGCAGAAGAAGAGAAAGAGAGGAUGAGGAUUGAGAGUGGAGAAGGGAGUAGUAGUGGCACGAUGACGAGGGAGACCGAUAUAGGGCUGGAGAAGAGGAUCAGCGAGUGGGUCGCUAAUUUAUCGUUGGGAGAAGAGGAGGCGGAGUCCUAUGUUGUUGAAGAAGAGGCUAUCUGGCAAUGGGAUAAAGAUUGUACGUCUGCGCUCGAGAAGUUAAAGCGCGCGUUAAUAGAAUAUCCUGUCCUCAACGUAGCAGAUCCAUCCUCGCCAUUUGUCGUUGCCACGGACGCGAGUCAGUAUGGGAUAGGCGCCGUGUUGCAGCAAGACGACGACAAUGGUUAUAGACCCGUAGAGUUCAUGUCAGCGAGGAUGCCCUGUGAGAAGGUUGCUACCUCCACGUACGAGAGAGAACUCUACGCUCUCAGGCAGGCUUUAGACCAUUGGAAGCACUACCUGCUUGGGAGGCACUUCAAAGUCUAUUCGGACCAUGAAACGCUUAGAUGGUUGAAGACCCAGGCCAAAAUGACACCUAAGUUGACCAGGUGGGCUGCAGAGAUAGACCAAUUCGACUUUGAGCUCAAGCCAGUGAAGGGCAAGUAUAUCGUGGUUGCGGAUGCUCUAAGUAGGAGAUCAGACUACUUCGGAGCUGUAGUACACUAUCUGGAUAUAGGGAAAGACCUGCAGGAGAAAGUGAAGCAAGCGGAGGAGCCAAUGAAGAGGACACGAUACCGAAGUAAUAGUGGCAGCGGAAGUAGGGGUACAGCGACGCCUUACCUUCACCAUAGUCUUCCUCAUCACCUCCCGCAGCAUCUUCAUGAGGCAAUCGUACCCAGCAGCCGGGUGGAGGAAGAGGAGGAUGUGGAGGACGGUGAGGAGGAGGAAGAGGAAGAACUUGGACGUGUUGCGGUUAAAGGUACCGAGAUAAGACGAGGUAUGGUUGAAGAGGAAAUAUCACCACACCCACGCAACAAGAGAGCAAGGCGGUCUGUGUCGUCUCGGUAUUACCAUCAGCACCAGCGAUCAGUCAUCGAUGGGAUGAUGUCGGUUGGCAUCGGUGCGGACAAUGAACGCAACCGGCGAGUCAUGGGGACUGUCGCAGGAAUCAGUGGAGGGGAAAUAGGACGCGGCUUCAAGAGAAAAUCUGAGGGCCCAUACUUGGAUGCUCACGAGGGGGGUGAGAUGGCAAGUGGUGUUUCAUGUCCCCCUCCUAGACGAUUCCACGACAUGUCCACAACUACGGCCCAUUCUGGUGGGAGAGGUGGAAUGGAGGAUGAGGGAGAAUGGGGUGCAGAUGCUCCUGAGCUGACCCCAAGGGAGGUAAAGCGUUGGAAGAGGGAGACUUUGAAGAGAGAGAUUGACCGUUGCAUAUCCUUGCAAGCUAGGGUUGAUGAUCUGAUACGACGCAAACAGAUGGGGGCAAGGGACCUUGGAGGAGGCGGUGUGCGUCAUCAACAGCAGCUACAUGCUAUAGCACCGUCUACGUCGGGGUACCGAACAGAAAACGGCUCUUCGAAUGGGUUUAGUGGAGGCAGGGCAAUGGCAGGGGCAGGAGUAUGCCUGCAGCAGCAGCAGCAGCGGGGUAGGUUGGCCGCGGCAGUGGCACCACCACCACUGACUUCAACAGAGCCAUUUCCGUCAUCAACAACAACGGCAAGAAGUGAUGACAUUGUGAAGGGAAGGAUGAAAGAGACCAGUAGUAGUCGGAGUGGACAUGCUGAGGAUAUGGCAGUCGCAGUGCCUGCAGUGACGACAAAGGAGACACGUUUAUCUUCUCGUCAAGCAAGCUUAACAGUUGCUGAUAAUGUGGUGGCAGGGGGCUCAUUGCCAGCAGGUCUGGGUCCUUCUAAGGAAAAGCGUACGCCAAAGGCCAACCCUGUUUACAAUAACUCAGAGUUUGUCUCCGGCAAGGACAGGGUCCCGACAGCAGACAAAUCUAAGGGGAAAUCAUCGGCGGGCACGAAGCGUGGGGGUGCAACGGCGCAAGCGAAGCCACUAUCAGUGUAUGAAGCUAAGAAGCAGAAAAUUGAAACCGUCCGUGCAAAGCGGAUGGCUGAUAUCAUGAAGCAAUGUGCAGCGGUUCUGCGGAAGAUUCAAAAUCAGAAAAACUCUUGGGUGUUCAAUGAGCCUGUGAACUGGGUCCAGCUUAAAUUGUAUGACUAUCCGAAGAUCAUCAAGAAGCCUAUGGACCUGGGUACAGUGAGGAGGAAGCUGGAGAGUGGGGUAUAUGGGGUUCCUGGCCCUUUUGCAGAGGAUGUGCGCCUUGUUUUUUCAAAUGCGAUGACGUACAACCAACCGAACAGUGAAGUGCACGACCUAGCCAAGGACCUUCUUGGCAUGUUUGAGGAGAGGUACAAGAAUAUUGAAGAUAAGUUAGCAGAGGAGGCAAUCAAAUUCCGGGUGGAGGAAGAGGCAUUGGCUGCACUGGCAGGUGAGGUCAAGCCGCCAGCAGAGGUUCGAGGACCUGCUUCAAAAGUGGUAAAUCAACCGAAAACGGGGCCGAAAGUUCCGCAGCAGCAACAGUUGGUAGAACGGAGAGUGCCACCAAGGUCCACAGCAGCUGUUAGCACAGUCAACACAGGAACUGGGCGCCAGUACAGUGGUGGGAAGGCCAAGCCACCACCACCGCCACCUGCAGCAGCAGCAGCAACACCUACUGCACUACCACCAUCCCUGCCUCCGCCAUCACCUCCACAGCAGCAAUCAGCUAUGGAGCCAAUGGCGGCCGGGAAGAGGCCAAUGACGAUGGAGGAGAAGCGGAAGUUGAGCCAGAACCUAGGGCAACUUCCUGGUGAGAAAUUGGGUCACAUUGUUCACAUACUGUCCUUGAGAAAUCCGAGUCUUAAUCAGGGGGAGGACGAGAUAGAGCUGGACAUAGACUCACUCGACACAGAAACUUUGUGGGACCUUCAUUCCUUUGUUUCUAGCUGCAUGAAGAGCAGCAGAAGGAAUGCCACACGGGGUGGGGGAGGAGGAUAUGAUCACCAUGAAAGUGACGAGCAUGAUGCCUGGAUUCACUCGAGUGGCGAUCUUCAUCGACCACAGGAUGAGGAAGAGGAGGAAGAUGAGGAUGAGGAGAAAAAGGCAUGCUGGGCGAAGAAUCAUCAAAGCAGCAGUUCUACAAGACCUGCUUCCCGCAAACAGGGUGUAGGACAGGAGUUCAUUGGAGAGGAGGAAUCAAGAAAAGGUGACAGCGCCAGCGUAGUGAGGAGCCCGAAGGAUGAUGCAAAGAGAAUAGCACCCGAAGGGGUUGAAGAGGACGUGGACAUCGAUGAUGGCGCGCCAACUGCCAUCUUCUCUCCAGUUGUCAUCGAGAAGGACGAUGGCGGCUAUGGAAGCAAAUCCAGCAGCUCUAGCAGUUCAAGCGGGGAUUCAGAAUCAUCCUCCAGCGAUUCUGAAUCGGGAUCGUCAUCUGGAAGUGACUCUGAACCUGAGGAGCCAGUGAACCCUCCCGGCGCUGAUGCCAGUUUCAAGAUAUCUGGAGCUGAGCCCACGGGUUCUUCCGGCGGCACUGACUGCAGGGGACCCAGCAGCAGCCCUGCUCCGAAGAAAAACUCUGUAAAAAAUGAGAAUCAUGCAACUGGCAGUGGUGAGCGGCUGAAUGACGAGGAUGACGCACAGAAGCACAAGAUGUCUCUGCCUUCAUCUAUAUCCUCAAGGGAACCAGCACAGGUGGACGAGCAGCCUCUUGAUUGCACUCUUGACGAGUUACCAGGAACAACAUUCACAGAGAUUCGCUCUCCAGUGGAGGUGGCAGUUGCUAUGCAGGAUGUGGCGGUCGGAGAUGCUCCAUGCCCCAGUGAUUCACUGCACACGACGAGAGCACUGUCAACUUUUGUUGAAGAUCUGGUCGAUACCAAAGCUCCUGUUAAGGCUGACCAUACCCAGGGCCUCGUUGCGCUUGUGGAUAAGCUGCAUGUUGCGAAUGUUGGUGUAAUGCAUGAUUCUGCCGAGGUUCAGUGUCCACCAAAGUGCAUUGUGGUCAAUCAGGAGGUCUCGGCUGCCGCAGAGUCGGUGGCGGUAGAUACAAUGAUGCUCUCUUCAGAUGAUGCGGCACCAUUCUCUCUGCCUCAGAUGGUCGAGGUUGGUCGCGGCACACUGGUGCAGAGUGGCCCCUCAUUGGAAAUGAAGGCAAGCGAGCAAGGUGCCUGGGAUGAGCCGUCCAGCAAGCCAACUGCCAGAGACGUAUCGGAGCAUGCACCACCUCCUAUGUUAUCACCAGCAUUAUCCCCGUUGGUGUUAACCCCUGCAACCAUGCAAAGGCCAUCGGGACCGACGGUAGCGAUUGCAGAAAUAGCAGGUGUUGCUGAGUCAUCACCGCCACCGCCACCGCCAGUUACUCCCAUAGCAUCAGGAGCAGGAAGCUUGAUUGCAGUGCCAGCAACCUCUGGUGUCCUGGAGGGCUCAGCCGAAGAAUUGGGGCCGGCAGCGGACUCCUCUGUUGUGAAGCAACCACCUUCUGCAUGUGUCCCAGAGGAGAAAGUUGUGCCCAAAGAGUCGGAGGUGGAUCAUUUGCUGGGCUCAGAGGUGGCUGUGAGGGCGGCCAUGCUCCGCGGAAGAUUUGCAGAGACAAUCAUUAAGGCUCGUGAGAAGAUAGCACAACCCUCACUGACGAAUGCCAAGGUGGAGAAGAUUGAUCCGGAAACUGUGAAGCGGCAACUGGAAGAAACUCGAAGGCGGCAAAAAGAAGCCAGAGGAGGAGGAGGAAGAGGAGGACAGAGGGAUCGAAUGGCGCCAUUCACAUUCCUGUUUCAUGGAAGGCCACAAUUGGCAGAUUGGUUAAAAACAGCAGUCCAACAUGCUGUUACUGUUCAUCGAAUUUGUGUGAGAAUGGAGCAAACAGCAGUGAGAAGAUUGGACUUCAUGCAUAACUCUUUGGACCAGAUCUUGGACCUUUUGCAAAGGCCAGGAUUUAGGCCAGCUGCGCAGUCGCCGUUGCCGUUGACGGCGAUGUCAGGCCCCUUUCCGGUACAAGCUGGCACACAACCAAGUGGUACGUCUGCAGCAGCCGCACAGACUGUUGCUUCUUCUUCUUGUGGGUCAGCGGUGGUAGCUACACCAUCACCGCAGCAGCAAGGUCAAUGGUACCCAAAGAACCCUAUGAAACCGCCCCUUGCCUUCUCCGGAGAGAAGAAGGACGAGGAACUCAACACAUGGUUGAGAACGGUUCCAGUGUGGGUAAGGGCAAAAGAGGACUAUGCAGGAGAGGAGGUGAUUACUGCUGCAUCUUACCUUGAGGGUAAGGCAGCCAAAUGGAUGGAUGGAUUAGUGGCAAAGGCAGGGUACUUUCUGUUGGGACGGUUUUUCUACUUGAGAACCAACCAUCAGAUCCUCAAAUGGAUCAAGACUCAACCGGCUCUUUUUGAUGCACUUGAGCGCUGGAUUGAGGUCAUAGAUCAAUAUGACUUCAAGCUAGAGUAUCUGAAGGGAGAGUACAACAAGGUUGCAGAUGCGUUGUCCCGGAGAGCAGAUUACCUAGGGGCGCGAGUUUUUGAGUUUGGUGUAUUUGAGGAACUAACUCAAUCGCUGGUGGGAGCCUAUCAGGAAGACCCUGUCACGAUGGACAUCAUACGCAAGCUUCAGGCAAAAGACAAGGCCACAGAAGAUGAGUUUGUGAUGGUGGACGGGCUUCUCUCUCUUGAUAAGGCCGGAUUUAAAAGGUUAGUUGUUCCAUCUAGUGAACGUUUGCGUAGUUUAUUCUUAGGAGAAAGUCAUGACGCAACCGGCCACUUUGGCUACAAAAAGACGAGUGCCAUUUUAGUCCAGCGAUUUUGGUGGUUCGGAAUGCUAGAAGAUGCAAAGAAGUAUGUUGAGACCUGUCAGGUCUGUCAGCGGGAUAAGCCGCGAACUCGAGCACCGCUUGGGUUGCUGAAGCCUUUACCUAUCCCCGCUGGUCCGGGACAGAGUGUUUCCAUUGACUUCAUGGACACCCUGGUGACCAGUAGGAGUGGCAAGAGGCACAUCUUUGUCAUCAUAGAUAGAUUCACCAAAGAUGUCCGCUUCACAAGUGAGUUGUGGAAGAAGACUGUUGAACAGAUGGGCAGUCAACUUCAGAUGACUUCAGGGAAUUAUCCCGAAGCCAACGGACAGGCCGAGCAAAUGAACAGAGUUGUACAACACCUGCUGAGGCAUUACAUCAAGCCCAGUCAGGAUGAGUGGGAUGAGAAGUUGCCUCUCAUCGCCAGCCUGUACAACAACGUUGUACACAGCAGUACCGACGUUAGUCCUAAUCAACUGCACUUGGGAUGGAAGCCUAGAUCAGCUCUGGACUUCCUCCUACUUGAAAACGGACCCUCUGCAACUCCAGGCACACUUGAGUAUGGUGUGAAGUAUGAGAAGUUGCUGCAGCAAGCUGUCGAGCACAUCAAGAAAGGUCAGCAAACAAUGAUUGCUUCUAAGAACAAACAUCGUCGACAAUUCUCAUUUCAGGAAAGGAAACUAGAGGAAGAGCUAAAAGCCGUUGAAGAAGAAGAAGAAGACGAAGAAGAAGAAGAAGAGGAAAAUGGUGAGAGGUUGUAUCGUCGUCAGGCAGAACGAGGGGAGUCCAGCAGGCCAAGUGGCAUCACCCUUCAGCCCGCGAACAUGAACUGGCUUGAUCAGUAUGGGUAUAGGACUCCCAUGUAUGUUGAGUCAGAAGAGGAUAAAAAUGCGUUUGUGGAACUCUUAGCUGCAACAGAAGAUCCUACAGAAAAAGAGCUUCGCAUUCAAGAGAAGAAAGCGGAAUUAAGUAACAAAAUGGUAGCCGCAAAAAGACGAGUUCGACGAAAAGAAAAGACUGAAGGAAAAGAAGGGGAGCGACCUCAGAGGCAAUUGCAGGAACAGAAGGCGCAAGAACAAAGACCUGCUAUUGACGAUCGACGUUCCCUUGUUACUGAUACACUCCUCCACACCAAUCAACAACUGGCGGUGUUAACUAAAAAUGUCCAGGGCCUCGAACAACACCGAUUUGAGUUCGAAAGGGUCUGGAACCACUUCUUGCAAAUAUCCGCACAAGAAAUGGACAAACAUAUAGUCACUUGUAUAGAGAGUCUAGAUGAGCAGCUGGCCAAGAGAUUGGCAGAUCCCGCCGUGGCCAAGAAAAUAUUAGGCGGCGGAGGAGGAGGCGGAGGAGACGGAAAUGGAGAUGGCGGAGACGGUGAUAGGAAAGGAAAGAGAGUGAAGCAGGAGGAAACUAGGAUGUUAGAAAGAUUAAAGUAAAAAUCCCAUGGACGUAUAUGGGGAAAAAGGACGAAAGUGUCUUAUACUGGAUUGCAGCAGUGGAGUCUGACGUCAACGGACAGCGCAUUCCGUAUUGGGACCGAGUUCUCAUGGCCAAUUCAUGUAUGGCCGGAGGCGAUGAGUUUCGCCAUUUCACUGCAAAAAGAAGCUGGUUGCCAGACCAUGGUUGAAUACUCUCAACAAACGAGAAUUGAAGAC